Molecule: messenger RNA, 612 nt
Organism: Didymella exigua CBS 183.55
Lineage: Eukaryota; Fungi; Ascomycota; Dothideomycetes; Pleosporales; Didymellaceae
Exons: 1
Coding region: 310-501 (63 amino acids)
Source: RefSeq, a predicted model, not a curated record
CUUAUUUAUCACCUCUAUAGGUAUCACAUCCCACUCCUCCUCCCACUGUCGCUUGCACUCUAUCCUAGUGCAGCUUGGCGUGAAAUCCUAAGUCACAUAACGUUAAAUCUAUGGCCAGGCAUGCUCAGAUGCAUUAACGUUGGGUAAGUGGCUAGGCCACCACAUGCGCUCUAUACGCUCUACAGUACAGUAAUUGCGGGCUAUUCGUGAUUUGUGAGCUAGAGCCCCAUCCUGUAGUAGUAUACAGCGUAAUCCCUUCCUUUUAAGUGAAUUAAUCUAUAGGGUAAUGCUCUUAAGUGCACCCUCGCAAUGCCUGUACCCAUCAACACCCCCAUUAUCACGCCCCCCACGCUUAUAGUCAUACUAAGAGGGUACAUAUUGCUUCUUUCUAGUGUUGUAACAGUAAUUAAUAUUGUUCUCUUGUAUUACUGCAAGUGCCUUGCGCGCGUUGCCCUAGAGUGUGUUGUCAUUGUGCUUGCGCUGUGCAUUCUCCUUUGCUAACGCCUCCUCUGCUAACUGUUUUUGUGCUGCUGUCUCUUUAAAAUAGGUAUAGCAAGGGCCCUUAUAGUUAUAACAAAAGGCUCUGUAGAAUUGUAGGCAACAAGCGCAGCA